Molecule: messenger RNA, 2457 nt
Organism: Aspergillus costaricaensis CBS 115574
Lineage: Eukaryota; Fungi; Ascomycota; Eurotiomycetes; Eurotiales; Aspergillaceae
Exons: 8
Coding region: 1-2457 (818 amino acids)
Source: RefSeq, a predicted model, not a curated record
AUGUCUACCUCCUUCGAUCUUCGGAACCCCGGACGCCCGAUCCAUGUCGGCGUUGUCUUGUUGAAUACCGUGACUGAACACCUCGACAUCGCCCCUGUUGGCUUCUUCCAUAACUUCAGCACCUCCUUCAUCAAGAACCUCCCACCCUUCGCCAUCUCCGACGACCUCAGAUCCGAAGCCCUAGACUUCGUCACCCACUGGGUCACAGAAGAUGGCACGACCCCAGGCUCCCUAAGCGGAAACCUCAAAGUCAUCCCCACGGACUCCUUCGCCACCUGCCCACCCCUCGACAUCGUGCUCAUCGGCGCCGGCCAAAUGGGCUACCAAGCCACCACCACCGAGAAGGAUUUCCUCCGGAAGUGCUACGCCGAAUGUUCCGCGUUCUUGUCUGUUUGCGGUGCGUCGGACGCCCUCCUAGCCACCGGGAUCUUGGAAGGCAAGACGGCGACAGGUCCACUUUCGUUUCUGCCAUUGUUUCGUGAGAUAGCGCCGGGCACCAACUGGGUGGAGAAGAGAUGGGUGAGGGAUGGGAAGAUGUGGACUACGGGGACGUUGUUGAACGGCCUGGAUAUGAUUGCUGCGUUCGGGAGGGAGGUUUGGGGUGGAGAGGGAUCUUUGGUGGAACAUGUCCUUCGGACAGGUUUAUGUGUCCACGUCCGCGGAGCUCCAAAGCCUGCGAUGCAUGUAGAACGCGCAAAAUCAGGUGUAUACCCAACGAGAAAGGCGGCGGGACCGACGCCUCUAACCGCGGACACAAGUGCAAACCGAUCCAAUGAUCGAGUUGUGAAGGCUUCUACACACCAUGGCGAUGAUGUUGUCUCAGGACUAUUUCGAAGCCAGCCGAAAGCAGAAAAAGACGAGGUAAUGCAGCUGCGCCAACUGCAUCGCGGUAUAUUGCAAGGCCGGAGUCUCGGCGAAGGAGAUCCUCGUACCCUGAUAGAUACCCAAUCCAGCGUCGGUGAUACCGUGGACUGUAAUUCCAGGUCCAGCAAGAUCAACUUGAAUAUGGAUGAGGCCGAACAGCUACUACUGCAGUUCAGACAGCAAAGGGCAUACUUCCCGUUCAUCGAAGUGCCCGAGGGGAUCACCGCGGUGUCAAUGGCAUCAAGACAACCUUUCUUAUUGCUGGCUAUUCUGACUGUAUCCUUGACGCGGAAGCCGCUUCUGCAGAAGAGGUUGGAUGAACGAUUCCGUCGUGUGCUAAGUGAAAGGGUUAUAUUCUAUGGGGAAAAGAGCAUGGAUUAUGUUCAAGGUCUACUGGUUUAUAUGGCGUGGCGUCCGUUACAUAUCCGACCGCUCAGUCGCCAGAGCUCGCAGUUCAUACAGAUACUUGUGACUAUGUUAUCUGACUUGAAGCUUACGGAAAAUAUGCACGAUCAGGCUGCUCGAGACAUCUGCCUUGGGUGUUUUAGUCUUUCAUCUCUGUUAUCCGUUGGCUUCCGCCGCCGUGGUGAUGACGUCGCCUAUAAGUAUCUCAAAGAAGCAGUGAAUUCCAAUCAGCGAUUAAAUCAACCGUAUGAUGAACAGUUUCAACUCUCAAAACUUCAUGUCCUGUUCGAGGAGAUAAUGCGCUGCCAAAUGGAAUGUAGCCCUCUGAAAUGCCCAAUCACCAAACAACAGAGAUUCGAAGAGAAAAUGGAAUCUCUCCGCCUAGAACUACAGAUAUUUGAACGAGUACAUGGUCCCAGCACCAAUACUAACAUACACAUUGUCCCUGUACAUCUUCUACUAUUAUCACUCAAAGUGCAUAUCGCACUUCUACCUUUCCGAAUUCUUGAUCCUAGACCGAGCAGCAUAACUAAUCUCGACCGCUUCGUCGACCAAGGUACCUCCUGCGCCACUGAAAUCCGGUCUUUUUUCGAAUACUUCCUUUCCAUCCCACAGGGUCGAUACCUAUCAUUCUCGGUUCGGGAUUGGUGCCAAUUAAUCCUCACCAUCAGCGCAGCCUCCGACAUCUGUUUCCUAUCUUUUGCUUCUAUGAGCCCUAUAUGGACCGACUUCCAAAUCAAUACACGAUCAGGCAUGUUAAUCUAUCUCGAGAGUCUUUCUCAUCGAAUGUCGAGACUUUCCGUCACCAAGGCUGGAGAGACCCCUGAUGUAUAUUAUAUGUUCAAGUCGGUGUUGGAUAUUGUGCUGUCCACAUAUACUCCGACCAGCGGGGACUCUUCAUCCCUAACGUCAACAAGCAGUAGGGAGAACGCUUGUUUGAGAGAGGAACCUGGCCAGGAUGUGGCUGCUACUUCGUCCACACCUUCGACCCGCUGCCCCAUGGUGAACGGGAGUAUCCGAGAGUCAGAAUUCUGGGAGGCCAUGAAACAGAGUGAUCUGUACCUGGACGGGUUGGCGAGCGGGGUGAACGGUGAGGAUGUGUACACAUCGGGAGUAGGUAAUUUGCUCGCUGAUUGUGGGGAUUGGCCGAGCAUCUUUUCAGAAUGGGUCAACGUGUCAGUAACUUGA